AUGAAGACUUUUACUAAUAUCGAUCUCAUCGACCAGGUAGACUCAUACCCGUACGCACAGUGCAAGACUCUGCCUGCCGAGACGCCAGAGUCCGUUUACACUCUUGUCUGGGAUGAUGCCGAGGGCGAGGUGCCGCUCGGAUACGUCCUGCCCCGAGUUGUGGAGAAGCUACUUGAGGUACCCGACAGUAUCAAGGGUAAAGUCCAAGUUGAUUCAGAGAAGCGCAUCAUCCGCGCCUUUCAGGGAUCGACAUUGGAAAGUCGUAGCAAGCUGGCAGCGGAUCUAGCAGACUAUUGGAGGGCUAGAGACACCUUUCCAAUCCUUCGAGGUUGGCGUGACGAGCUGUGGCCUGUUUAUGGCCGCCAUGGUGAGCUUCUCUUUAACAUUGAAAGGGCUGCCUCUGGGUUGUUUGGCGUCAUGAGAUAUGGCGUUCACAUGACGGCCUUCGUACACUGUCCGAAUGUAAGCCACGGAAUCAAGAUUUGGGUGCCACGCCGCUCUCCGACCAAGUCGACAUUUCCCGGGAUGCUGGACAACACAGUCGCUGGUGGGCUGAUGACGGGCGAAGAUCCGUUUGAGUGCGUAAUCCGCGAAGCAGAUGAGGAAGCUAGCUUGCCAGAGCAGGUUGUUCGCCACCGAGCCAAGUAUGUCGGCGGCGUUACGUACAUUUAUGUUACAGAGGCAGAGGCGGGCGAAGAGGGGCUCAUCUAUCCCGAAGUUCAGUGGAUUUAUGAUCUCGAACUACCCGAAGACAUUGUGCCACUACCAAAGGACGGCGAGGUCGCCGAGUUCAGCCUCUGCACCGUUGAGCAAGUUCUGGAGGGGCUAGCACAGGGCCAGUGGAAACCCAACUGUGCGUUGGUCGUUCUCGACUUUUUUAUCCGCCACGGCAUCUUAACCAGAUAUAACGAACCCGAUUACGACCGAAUCGUGCGAAGAAUUCAUCGAAGAAUCCCGUUCCCUGGGCCGCACAACCAAGACCCGUCUCUAGGGGCCAUUGACGAAUAA
Messenger RNA from Colletotrichum graminicola M1.001, 1008 nucleotides. Its product is annotated as NUDIX domain-containing protein. The record is from RefSeq and is a predicted model, not a curated record. Lineage: Eukaryota; Fungi; Ascomycota; Sordariomycetes; Glomerellales; Glomerellaceae. Gene Ontology annotation, molecular function: 8-oxo-dGDP phosphatase activity. The transcript is spliced from 2 exons. The coding region runs from base 1 to 1008 and encodes 335 amino acids.